AGCGCCGAGCCGCAGUGUCAUCGCGGCACCGCCCCCGAAACGCGUCCGCAGCGCCGGGGCUUCAUACGCACAUUCCCGUGACGUUCAGCCCAAAAAAGAAAAGGCAGCUCGGGUGCAUUGAGAGACGAGCCAGCUAGCGACGAAUCUGAGUGACCAAAAGGCUUGACGUACCACCAGCAUGCCACUGUUCGGAAAAUCUCACAAGAGCCCGGCAGACAUCGUCCGGACACUGAAGGAGAACAUGGCCAUCCUGGUGAAGCAGGACAAGAAGACGGAGAAGGCAUCUGAGGAGGUGUCCAAGUGUCUGGUGGCCAUGAAGGAGAUUCUCUAUGGGACCAACGACAAGGAGCCGCACACAGAGACCGUGGCCCAGCUGGCCCAAGAACUGUACAACAGUGGCCUACUCAUCUCCCUGGUCCAGAAUCUGCAGGUGAUCGACUUUGAGGGCAAGAAGGACGUAUGUCAGAUCUUCAACAACAUCCUGAGGAGGCAGAUUGGCACCAGGAGCCCAACGGUGGAGUACUUCUGCUCUCACCAGGAGGUGCUCUUUGUCCUCCUAAAGGGGUAUGAGACACCCCAGGUAGCUCUGAACUGUGGCAUCAUGCUGAGAGAAUGCAUUCGACACGACCCCCUAGCCAAGAUCGUCCUGCACUCAGAGCAGUUCCGAGAUUUCUUCAGCUAUGUAGAGAUGUCCACCUUCGACAUCGCCUCUGACGCCUUCGCCACCUUCAAGGACUUGCUCACAAGACACAAGGUUCUGGUAGCUGAAUAUUUAGAACAGAACUACGAUGCUGUAUUUGCCGAUUAUGAGAAGCUGCUGCACUCUGAGAACUACGUCACCAAGAGGCAGUCUCUCAAGCUGCUGGGGGAGCUGCUCCUGGACAGACACAACUUCACAGUGAUGACGCGUUACAUCAGCAAGCCAGAGAACCUGAAGCUCAUGAUGAACCUGCUAAGGGACAAGAGUCCAAACAUCCAGUUUGAGGCCUUCCACGUCUUCAAGGUGUUCGUGGCCAACCCCAACAAGACACAGCCCAUCGUGGACAUCCUCCUGAAGAACCAGACCAAGCUAAUCGAUUUCCUCAGUAACUUCCAGAAGGAUCGCACGGAUGACGAGCAGUUCAACGACGAGAAGACCUACCUGAUCAAACAGAUCCGGGACCUGAAAAAACCAGCCUCUUAGAUCCUGCCGACCGCGGGGUCUUUUUUUCUAUUGAGAAAGCGACAACGAGAAUAGUACCAAUAAUAAUUCUAUUUAAAAAAAAAAUGAAAAGAAACGUUUUUAUUAGUUCGCUUACAGUUUGCAGAAAAGGAGAAAAAUAGUUCUCAAUCUGAAAUUCCACAUCACUUUAACGACGUUCUUUUAUUUUUAGCGUAGUACCACAUUUGGAUUUUAUUGCAAGGUUUUUUUCCCCCUUUUUUCUUUUCAAUGCUAAUUUAAUUUCUUGUCGAGGGAGAAUCGAAGGUUACAGGAAGCCGAAGCGGAGGGUGAAGUCUUUGCAAAGAGCAGCGCUCCUAGGCGGUCCGAGUCCGGUGCGGCUCCUGGUGUUUGUGAAUACCUACUGUUUUCUUUCUGUCUGCGUUAAUUUGCCAACCUGGGUUUUACUAUAAGAAGGAUGUCUUUCAUGAGUUAUUUGUGAAAAGUCCAUAUUCGUCACACGGGCUUCUUUCCUGGCGUGAAUGCGGCGGCAGUACGAUCCAGAGGCCCCGUCCACCUGCAUUCCUAUAGUUUUCCUUACCGAGGCGCCGCAUGGGCUUUCAUUCAUGCCGGGGCAGCUGCUGUGAUGACGCCUGCACCGGUGCAAUUGCGAGGAAACGAUUAAAAACGGGAGGUGAAAAGCACUUGCGAUUAAUCUGACAAAAAAAAUCGGAUGCUUUCUGCUUAGCCUCCGAACAUUUUGGGGAACAUCGGCUGUAAACGAAGUUCCACAUUUCAUACCGAUAUAAUCAGUAUUUGAACGGUAGCUGUCUUGAUUGACAUGAUUGUGGGUGAAAGUGGAAGAAAGUGAAAUAUUGAUUUCUUUGAUUCAGUGCUACUAGUAUUACUUUAUUCCGUAUAGCUGUAUUCUAAUAUUUUUAAAAUAUUUUUAUUCUAUUUUCUUGAUAAACAGGGCUUUAUCGAAUUUUUCUUUAAUCGUGUAUUUUUGGUCAUGUAUAAAGGCUGAUUUUAAACCGUAGCGGGGCAUUUACAGUGGCCUGACACUUUGUACUUUUUCAGUUGCUCCUUCUCAAGUAAACAUAAGAACGGAGGUUGGUAUUUUAUGCCUGGUAUUUAUACAUGUGUGAUUUGUAAUGUAAUGAUUUAUUAUUUAGCUUUCAUUCAUUAUUCGCAAUCGGGAGAAUUGCACUGUGGGCCUGUGAAACACCACGAGAGAUUCCUUUUGCUUUGGUGUUUUUGCUGUUUUUUCCUGCGUUUUGACGAGAUUUUUAGGGGGAGCUGCGGUGAAGCGAUGAACCCCUUCAAGCAGGUAACGCUGCUAUUUAAAACAAUAUUUGUAGCUGAAAUUUGAAUAGACACAGACUCGUAUGCCGACGGUGUGGUCAAACAAAAUUUCUUGAAAUCGAGGUUAUUCGGGACCAGGAGCAUGUUUCCUCAUCUGCUUCCAUAUAAGAGAAAUUAUGAAUAUAUUUGGAUUUAGGUUUCAGUAAGAACUGUUAGACGAAGCUCGAUCGGUCAUAUAAAAACGAAUAACGGCGAACUUUGAAACCCAUUUGGCGUCGUAAAGCUUUAGACGCGAUCCGGCAGUUUGCCUGUCAAUAUAAUCGGCGAAACCGCGUCCAAGCACGAGCGGUAAAAAUGACUGAUCGUAACCCGAGGCAGAUUAUUCGGCAACCGCUGCAACACUGAGGAAGUCCUCUGUUAGGCACCAUCAGAAGCGACAGGUAAUUCCCCGUUUUGGGCUGGGAAUGUAAUGAUGAGACAAUUGUACGAGGCGGUUGUACGAUUCCCCUCGAUGCUACUGUAGUAUAUGUCACCCGCAAAGGAAAAUAAAGGAUAAAUUCUCCAAA
Molecule: messenger RNA, 3009 nt
Organism: Brienomyrus brachyistius
Lineage: Eukaryota; Metazoa; Chordata; Actinopteri; Osteoglossiformes; Mormyridae
Gene: cab39l
Product: calcium binding protein 39-like
Exons: 9
Coding region: 179-1183 (334 amino acids)
Biological process (GO): intracellular signal transduction
Molecular function (GO): protein serine/threonine kinase activator activity
Source: RefSeq, a predicted model, not a curated record